ACAUCAUAAGUCUGCGCCGCGCUCGUGCAUCUGUUGUGGCUCUGCUGAAGAAAGACCUGAUGCUGCAUGAAAUGGAAGAGAAAACUCAGUAUGAGGAACAUCCUGAUUUCAUAACUGGAGAAAAACCUUUUAUUUGCUCACAGACUGAAAUGUCCCAAAAUGAGGUGUCUUCUCAGAAGAGAGCCCAGAAGACCAGCUUCACCUGCCAGCAGUGUGGAAAGAGCUUCACGGCAACCGUUUCCAUGUACAUUCACACAACAGAUUAUUCUGGGAAGACCAGCUUCACCUGCCAGCAGUGUGGAAAGAGCUUCAAACAAAAAGAAAACCUUAAAGUCCACACGAGAAUCCACACCGGAGAGAAACCUUUCACCUGCCAGCAGUGUGGAAAGAGCUUCAAACAAAAAGAAAACCUUAAAGUCCACACGAGAAUCCACACCGGAGAGAAACCUUUCACCUGCCAGCAGUGUGGAAAGAGCUUCAAACAAAAAGAAAACCUUAAAGUCCACACGAGAAUCCACACCGGAGAGAAACCUUUCACCUGCCAGCAGUGUGGAAAGAGCUUCAAACAAAAAGAAAACCUUAAAGUCCACACGAGAAUCCACACCGGAGAGAAACCUUUCACCUGCCAGCAGUGUGGAAAGAGCUUCACUCAGAAAGUAAGCCUUACUCUUCAUAUGAAAGUCCACACCGGAGAGACCCCGUACUCCUGCCAACAGUGUGGACAUCGCUUCACUGAGAAAAGAAGCCUUGAAAUCCACUUGAGAAUUCACAGCGGAGAGAAGCCGUACUCCUGCAGAGUGUGUGGGAGACGCUUCAUUCGCAGAGAAGACCUGAAGAGCCACACGAGAGUGCACAGCGGAGAGAAGCCUCACACCUGCCCUCAGUGCGGAAAGAGCUUCACACAGAAAGGAAAUCUGUCCACUCACAUGAGAGUUCACAGCGGAGAGAAGCCCUUCGUUUGUGUUCAGUGUGGCAGCAGUUUCAGAAGUAAAGCUAACUUUAACUGCCACAUGAGGAAACACUCCUGAAACCUGCUGUGAAACCGUUCAUGGAUUCGGUACGCGUUGCAGUCUCAGCAAUGUCUGGUUUCCAGGGGGCUAUUCUUAACGUGGCAUUGGAAGUUUACUCAAGAACGCUCUACUAUUUGUUAAACACUUGACCAAUUCAAUAUGGAGUCAGUGUUGGCCUUGUACAGUAUUACAGUUAGUAGAUCUAAAAGGGUGAUUAACAGCUGUCCACCAUGUUAGUACGCAAAUGAGUGGUCUGAAAAUGAGCAUCGUAUUACUCGUGUUAAGACAUGUUACAUUACCAGACCAACAUAAAAGUCUGGUUAACGCGUUAAAAAAUAAAUAAUAGAAAUUCACACACUGAACAAUUGUAAACAGUGUUCUUUAAAACAUCUGUAACUCCUUAUAUAAUUUACUAAUCAAAUUAUACCACUUUAGAUUAGGGAACAUUAUUCACUACUAACUAGUUGCUUAUUAGCA
Molecule: messenger RNA, 1487 nt
Organism: Sinocyclocheilus grahami
Lineage: Eukaryota; Metazoa; Chordata; Actinopteri; Cypriniformes; Cyprinidae
Product: gastrula zinc finger protein XlCGF8.2DB-like
Exons: 4
Coding region: 60-1028 (322 amino acids)
Biological process (GO): regulation of transcription by RNA polymerase II
Cellular component (GO): nucleus
Molecular function (GO): DNA-binding transcription factor activity, RNA polymerase II-specific; RNA polymerase II transcription regulatory region sequence-specific DNA binding
Source: RefSeq, a predicted model, not a curated record